AUGUUUACCAAUUCAGCCAGUGGGCAGUCUCAACCCUCAUGGUUUCCAAGCGAGCAAGACAUGAUGAUCCAAACAGAGCCGGGACCGUUCGUACAAUGGAUUGAAGACUACCCGUUGCCACCCGGAGGAUUGCCAAAGGGAAUAGAAAUGUAUGACGGCAAGAGUGACCCCGACAAUCAUCUGAAGCACUUCAAUGGCAUGAUCAAGAUGCAACGUUGGAAUGUCCCGGUUGCUUGCCAUAUGUUUGCUCUUACUAUGAAGGAUGUAGCCCGUGCUUGGGUAGAUGGGCUACCGGUCGGGAGUGUAGUAAACUUUGAAGAUCUUAAGAGAAAGUUCAUAUCCCACUUCAGCCAGCAGAGGAAAUACCAGAAGAUCCAUUUGGAAGCACACAACAUAAAAAUAAGAGAAGGUGAAAGCAUACGCAGUUUCAUUACACGAUACAUAGAUGAAACAUCACUCAUCAAAGGUCUGGCUAAAAGUCAAAAGAUAUCCGGUUUCGUGCACGGACUGAGAUUCAAACCAUUGGUCGAAUUCUUAUCCACCGACCUCCCACAGACAUAUACAACUCUAACUGACAAGACACACAGUUUCCUUCUUGCAAAGGACACAGCUGGUAAUUUGGGAGGGGCGGAGCCAGUAGAAGGAAGUCCGUAUUUCAACCCGCAGCCUUAUGGAAGGGGCGGGGGACGAGGCCGAAGGGGUCGUGGAGGUAGAGGACACCACUUCUCUCCAUAUCAGCGAACACAGGAUCAUGUUCAGCCAAUCAUGGAACCCUGA
Erigeron canadensis is the source of this 777-nucleotide messenger RNA. RefSeq lists its product as uncharacterized. The record is from RefSeq and is a predicted model, not a curated record. The transcript has a single exon. Bases 1 to 777 code for a protein of 258 amino acids. Lineage: Eukaryota; Viridiplantae; Streptophyta; Magnoliopsida; Asterales; Asteraceae.